UCGGUCAGCACCGCCCGCUCGGGGCGGUCCCAGCCCACCGGGAGGGGAUAAAAGCCGGGCAGGGAGCGGGGCCGGGGGAGCCGGGCAGGAUGAGCGCGGCUCCAGGUGCCCCCCGAGCCCCACAGCCGCUGCUCCGCUUCCCCGAUGGGGCGGGCGGUUCUGCGGCGGGGACAGAGAACCGAGCUCCGGGUCCGUGCUCCUGCCCGGGGGGACCGAGGAAGAGGCGACGGACCACGUUCAGCCGGGGGCAGCUGUCAGAACUGGAGCGGGCCUUCGCCGCUGUGCCCUACCCGGACAUCGCCACCCGAGAGCGCCUGGCUGAGCUCACGCAGCUGCCUGAGGCCAAGAUCCAGGUCUGGUUCCAGAACCGCCGUGCUCGCAGGAUCCGCAGCACCAAACCGGAGCCACCACCAUCACCGCCACCAGGGGACCAGGAUCCGCCCGUGGUGACCCCCGAAAGCACCAUCCCAUUCCCCACGUUGCCACCAUCGGGAGCCCACAGCCCUGCAUGGGGCCUCCCCACCUCGCUGGGCUCUAUCUCUGACCUUAUCUACAGCGCAGCCAUCACCAAUCUGGGCGAGCCGUAAGCGGGGUGUACUGGGGCUUAAUGCCCUGACUUCAUUAGGGUGUGCAAUUACUGCUUGUCCAGCGGUUCCUACAACAUCCAUCCAAUAUCCUAAAUGCUGGUUGCGGCCGUGACGGGGCCAGCUCCCAAUCAGCCCCCCUAAUACCGACUAAUCUUUUAGGAAAAAUACCUUAAUCUGAGGCAGGAUCUGCAGAUGAUUGUGGCGUGGCCUCCCUUAAUCCUCAGGCACGUUCGCAGGUGCCGGCAGAUUUCCCCCGUAUCGGAUAUUAAAGCGUGUUCACAGAGGGGCUUAAAUGCCAUCAGAGCAUUAAUCACCGUGUCCAGCUCUGGCAUAGCGCCCACCCUGCAGGUGUCUGGGUCCCCUGGGCCCAGCAGAGCCCCCUCCCCACUGUAUGGCCAUAGGGGGCACUAAGCGAGCUCUGCUCUCUGCUCAAUGGCAGCCGAGAAGCACCCAGGCUCUUUUUGGAGCUGCUUUCCCUCCUCAGCCAGAGAAAAUGGGUUUGGUAUGAGGUGUGCAGAGGGUAGGACUGCUGCUGGGACACUGGGUGUUAUCCUGAACAGACCUGUGUGGAGGACAACCAUCUCUACGUACUGCCAAGCCGACCAUGAGUGAGUACUGCUCUCCCUAAAAGAGGUAGGAGACCAGGUGGGAGCA
Coturnix japonica (Japanese quail) is the source of this 1241-nucleotide messenger RNA. RefSeq names its product SEBOX homeobox (gene SEBOX). NCBI's taxonomy places the organism in Eukaryota, Metazoa, Chordata, Aves, Galliformes, Phasianidae. The record is from RefSeq and is a predicted model, not a curated record. Gene Ontology annotation, molecular function: DNA binding.